This is a messenger RNA of Dermatophagoides pteronyssinus (European house dust mite), 1271 nucleotides long. RefSeq lists its product as uncharacterized. Gene Ontology annotation, molecular function: DNA binding. Lineage: Eukaryota; Metazoa; Arthropoda; Arachnida; Sarcoptiformes; Pyroglyphidae. Gene Ontology annotation, biological process: DNA-templated transcription initiation. The record is from RefSeq and is a predicted model, not a curated record.
ACCAAAUUGGAAUAAAAUUUUUCCGAAAAAAAAGGGAAUUUUCUGAAAGAUUUUUCUUCGAUUCGAAUUGAAAAAUUUUGUUUUCUGUUUUGUGUUUUGUGAAAGAAAUAGAAUUAGUCAUCAUCGUUCGAUCGACCGAUCAAUCGAUAAUCAUCUGGACGAUAAGUGUUUCAAGAAUUUCAAUUUUUUUUUUUUGAUUCGAAAUUAUCAUCACCAACAGACAUCAGACAAGCAAAGAACGGCGACGAUUGCAUUGUUUACUUAAGAUUUUUGAUUUUUUUCCAUCAAUCGAAUCAAAUGAACACCGAACAACAAUGAUUGCCGCAUCAAAUUUUGUUACUAAUCAACCACCACCACCACCACCAAUGCACAAUAGCAACAACAACAAUAAUAAUCUAUCUACAUCAACCUCAUCUUCGAAUCAAACAUCAUCGAAUAUAUUUACAAAUGAACAAAUUAUGAAUAAUAAUAAUAAUGAUAAUGAUAAUUAUUUAAAUCAUCAGAAUAAUCUCAAUAAUAACCUUAAUAAUAAUCAUCAGAAUAAUCAUCAUAUUGAUGGUAAUGAUGGUAUCGUUGUUGAAGAUAAUAAUAUCGUGGUCGAGGAUAGUAUCGUUGUUGAAGAACAAGAAGAAGAAUCUGUGGAUAUAAAUAUUAGUAAUGUUGUUACAAAUUUUAAUGUUCGUUGUCAUUUAAAUUUAAGACAAUUAGCAACAAGAGGUUCGAAUGUUGUUUAUAGAAGAGAACGUUCGAUUGUUUUAAUGAAAUUACGACAUCCAUCAAUAACCGCAAGUAUUUGGUCAUCGGGAAAAAUAACCUGUACAGGUGCAACAACUGAAGAAUCAGCAAAAUGUGCAUCAAGAAGAGUUGCCCGAACAUUACAAAAAUUAGGUUAUCCAGUUAAAUUUCGUAAUUAUAGAAUUGUUAAUGUUUUAGGUGCUUGUCGGUUACCGUUUGGUAUAAAAAUUCAUGAAUUUAGUGAUACACAUAGGCCUUUAGCAAGUUAUGAACCUGAAUUACAUCCUGGUGCAACAUAUCGUAUAAAAGAAUUAAAAGCUGUUAUGACUAUAUUUCAAACAGGAUCAAUAACAAUAACAGCACCAAGUAUAACAAAUGUGCAAUUAGCAGUGGAAAAAAUUUAUCCAUUAGUUUAUGAAUAUCGUAAACCAAAACCUCCACCAUUAUCAUCAUCAUCUUCUGUACAGAAACAUACUCAAUCAUCAUCAUCAUCAUCAAAACAUCAAACAUUAAAACAUCAAAAUCAAAACAAAUGA